AUGAAACAACCUGGCAACCCCCACCCUGUCCUGGAACACUGGAUGAAACAACCUGGCAACCCCCACCCUGUCCUGGAACACUGGAUGAAACAACCGAGGAACCCCCACCCUGUCCUGGAACACUGGAUGAAACAACCUGGCAACCCCCACCCUGUCCUGGAACACUGGAGGAAACAACCUGGGAACCCCCACCCUGUCCUGGAACACUGGAUGAAACAACCUGGGAACCCCCACCCUGUCCUGGAACACUGGAUGAAACAACCUGGCAACCCCCACCCUGUCCUGGAACACUGGAUGAAACAACCUGGGAACCCCCACCCUGUCCUGGAACACUGGAUGAAACAACCUGGGAACCCCCACCCUGUCCUGGAACACUGGAUGAAACAACCUGGCAACCCCCACCCUGUCCUGGAACACUGGAUGAAACAACCUGGGAACCCCCACCCUGUCCUGGAACACUGGAUGAAACAACCUGGGAACCCCCACCCUGUCCUGGAACACUGGAUGAAACAACCUGGGAACCCCCACCCUGUCCUGGAACACUGGAUGAAACAACCUGGCAACCCCCACCCUGUCCUGGAACACUGGAUGAAACAACCUGGGAACCCCCACCCUGUCCUGGAACACUGGAUGAAACAACCUGGCAACCCCCACCCUGUCCUGGAACACUGGAUGAAACAACCUGGGAACCCCCACCCUGUCCUGGAACACUGGAGGAAACAACCUGGCAACCCCCACCCUGUCCUGGAACACUGGAUGAAACAACCUGGCAACCCCCACCCUGUCCUGGAACACUGGAUGAAACAACCUGGGAACCCCCACCCUGUCCUGGAACACUGGAUGAAACAACCUGGCAACCCCCACCCUGUCCUGGAACACUGGAUGAAACAACCUGGCAACCCCCACCCUGUCCUGGAACACUGGAUGUGA
Molecule: messenger RNA, 930 nt
Organism: Esox lucius (northern pike)
Lineage: Eukaryota; Metazoa; Chordata; Actinopteri; Esociformes; Esocidae
Product: apidaecins type 73-like
Exons: 1
Coding region: 1-930 (309 amino acids)
Source: RefSeq, a predicted model, not a curated record